Molecule: messenger RNA, 1149 nt
Organism: Penicillium antarcticum
Lineage: Eukaryota; Fungi; Ascomycota; Eurotiomycetes; Eurotiales; Aspergillaceae
Gene: fpaI
Product: putative methionine aminopeptidase, type I
Exons: 5
Coding region: 1-1149 (382 amino acids)
Biological process (GO): proteolysis
Molecular function (GO): metalloaminopeptidase activity
Source: RefSeq, a predicted model, not a curated record
AUGUCCGAUCCCGCGCAAAAGUGCUCUGGGGCCGAUUGCGAAAAUGACGCUGGGACCUUGCAAUGCCCAACAUGUCUGAAGCUGGACAUCAAGGGCAGCUAUUUUUGUUCUCAAGAUUGCUUCAAGAGGAAUUGGACCACUCACAAGGCGAUCCACAAAAUACAGCAUACUACUGGGCUUUACAACCCCUUCCCGGCAUACCCAUACUCCGGGUCUGUCAGGGCCCUAUAUCCACUCUCCCCACGACGACUUGUGCCCAAGACAAUCAAGCACCCCGACUGGGCCAAGGACGGUAUCCCGAAGCGUGAGAAUCGCUUGAGCCGCUCCAAGUGGGACCUCUUGGAUGCAGCGGGUCAGGAUGCCAUGCGCAAGGUUUGCAGGCUGGCCCGAGAAGUACUCGACAUCACAGCUGCGGCUAUCAAGCCCGGCGUGACCACAGAUUAUCUUGAUGAGAUUUGCCACCAGGCUUGCGUGGAGCGCGAUUCAUAUCCUUCUCCACUCAACUACAACCACUUCCCCAAGUCAUUGUGUACAUCACCGAAUGAAGUUGUAUGCCACGGCAUUCCCGAUCAGCGAAUUCUUCUUGACGGUGACAUUCUCAACCUCGACAUCUCACUGUACCAUGGUGGAUAUCAUGCCGACGUGAACGAGACCUACUACGUUGGCGAUAAGGCCAAAGCGGAUCCUGACUCAAUCAGAGUCAUUGAAACGACACGAGAGGCUUUGGACAUGGCUAUUGCCAUGAUCAAACCAGGCACACCAAUUCGGGAGUUUGGCAAAAUCAUCGAGAAGCACGCGGUCUCCAGGGGUCUGGCCGUUGUCAAGACCUGGGGUGGUCACGGUAUCAACUCGGAAUUUCACCCUCCGCCUUGGAUCCCUCACUACGGGAAAAACAAGGCUGUAGGAACGUGUAAACCUGGCAUGACUUUCACAAUUGAACCUAUCCUGACCUUGGGUACCAACCGUGAAAUGAAUUGGCCGGAUGAUUGGACAAAUGUUACGGUGGACGGCAAGCGGACAGCACAGUUUGAACACACCAUGCUUGUCACAGAAACAGGCGUCGAGGUUUUGACAGCGAGAUUGGAGAACUCUCCUGGAGGGCCGAUCCCUAUGCCGGAGGCUGCAAACGCACAGGCAAAGGAUCACUGA